UUUUAAGUGAACUGAAUCAGUUCACUCAAAAGAUUCGUUCAAACGAAUCGUUCAACGAAUCAACACUAAAACAGAAGCGGGUGGGUCGCCAGUCUUCCAGUCGGCUGCAUCAGAUGAACACGCAACUUAUGUAGCGACAACAGUAACGACGAAAGAGCCGCGUGUCACGGAGGUGUUCCUUCUCUGAGCCAGCCAUCUUCCACCAAGUGUUUUUUGGAGACCAGCGGAGCAACAAAGACAAUUCACCACACAUGUGUGAAAAUGUCUGCAAGGACCACAGCAAAGUACGUGGAGGAAAAGGACGGUACGCGUCGACGACAGGAACAUCUAUGCUUGCAGCCGAAUGUUGUGUUGCGCACGGCAGACAUCAGUGAAGCUCUUCGUCCUAAGCAGCAGGAGCCAGAGCACACGUGCAUUAAAGAGGAGGAGGUGCGCAAAGAGGUCCACCACAUGAAUGAACAAAUGGUGCAGAAGAUUCUUUGCAUCGUAAAAGAGGAGAAAGAGCCAGAGCGGCCUUGUAUUACAGAGGAGGAUGUGGGCAAAGACGUCCACCACUUGAAUGAACAAAUGGUGCAGAAGUUUCUUUGCACCAUAAAAGAGGAGGAAGAGCCGGAGCGACUUUGUAUUAAAAAGGAGGGAGAAGACUCCUGUGACAUUAAAGAAGAGGAGGAGGAUAUCUUCGAGAUGCUAUCGGCUGGUGUUCCUGUGAAGAGUUUAGAUGAGGGUCAACAUGAGGUGAGCAAAGGCGUGGAGUCUCCAAGCUGCAGAUCAAGUCAACAAAUGACUCGAGAAGAUGAUGGAGACCACUGUGGAGGAUCACAAGCAGCUCAGCCAUUAGAUAGUGAAGAUGUGACAAGAACCCACACUGGUGAGAAACCCUUUUCAUGCUCAGUUUGUGGCCAAAUAUUCUCUGGCCAGGGAACUUUAAGAAGCCACACAAGACUCCACACUGGCGAGAAACCCUUUUCAUGCUCGAUUUGUGGCCAAACAUUCAGUAGGAAGCAAAGCUUACAAAGACACACCCAAACCCACACUGGCGAGAAACCUUUUUCAUGCUCGGUUUGUGGCCAAAAAUUUGCUCAGAGGGACCAUUUAAGAAGUCACACAAGAACCCACACUGGUGAGAAACCCUUUUCAUGCUCAGUUUGUGGGAAAAGAUUUACUCGAAGUGGAAGUUUAAAAACGCACACGAGAACCCACACUGGUGAGAAACCUUUUUCAUGCUCAGUUUGUGGCCAAAUAUUUUCAUUGAAGGGAGCUCUAACAAUUCACACAAGAACCCACACUGGUGAGAAACCUUUUUCAUGCUCAGUUUGUGGCCGAACAUUUGCUCAGAGGCACCAUUUAAAAGCUCACACAAGAACCCACACUGGUGAGAAACCUUAUUCAUGCUCAGUUUGUGGCAAAACAUUUUCAGGGAAGAGAAACUUAGAAAUCCAUACAAGAAUCCACACUAGUGAGAAACAUGUUCCAUGCUCAGUUUGUGGCAAAAAAUUUGCUCAGAGGCACCAUUUAAAAUGUCACACAAGAAUCCACACCGGCGAGAAACCUUUUUCAUGCUCAGUUUGUGGCAGAAAAUUUUCAGUGAAGAGAGCUCUAACAAUUCACACAAGAAGCCACACUGGUGAGAAACCUUUUUCAUGCUCAGUUUGUGGCCGAACAUUUGCUCAGAGGCACCAUUUAAAAAGUCACACAAGAACCCACACUGGUGAGAAACCCUUUUCAUGCUCAGUUUGUGGGCAAACAUUCUCUGAGCGGGGCACUUUAAAAAAGCACACAAGAAUCCACACUGGCGAGAACUCUUAUUCAUGCUCAGUUUGUGGCAAAACAUUUUCAGUGAAGAGAGCUCUAACAAUUCACGCAAGAAGCCACACUGGUGAGAAACCUUUUUCAUGCUCAGUUUGUGGCAGAAAAUUUGCUCAGAGGCGCCAUUUAAAAGGUCAUUCAAGAAUCCACAUCGGCGAGAAACCUUUUUCAUGCUCAGUUUGUGGCAAAACAUUUUCAGUGAAGCGCGAUCUAACAAUUCACACAAGAAGCCACACUGGCGAGAAACCUUUUUCAUGUUCAGAUUGUGGCCAAAAAUUUGCUCGGAGGCAACAUUUAAAACGUCACACAAGAAGCCACACUGGCGAGAAACCUUUUUCGUGCUCAGUUUGUGGCCAGAGAUUUGCUCGGAGGGAAGAAUUAAAAAGUCACACGAGAACCCACACUGGCGAGAAACCUUUUUCGUGCUCAGUUUGUGGCCAAAAAUUUGCUUGGAGGGAACAUUUAAAAGGUCACACAAGAACCCACACUGGCGAGAAACCUUUUUCGUGCUCAGUUUGUGGCCAAAAGUUCACUAGGAAGCAAAACUUAUCAAGACACACCCAAACCCACACUGGCGAGAAACCUUUUUCGUGCUCAGUUUGUGGCCAAAAAUUCUCUGAGAGGGUAAGUUUAAUCAGGCACACAGGAGCCCACACCUAACCCUGUUGCCUGCUCAGUCACUUGUCAAAGAGUCUCUAUUGAGAAUUCUGAGUGUCUCUGGGAGAUGAGCAAUGAUGCAUGAAGUUCUCACCUUCUAUUUGAGCAGACUUUGAGUUUAUGCAUCAGUUAUAAUUCUAUUCUAGUAUGUAGCUUUUGAUGGAGAUGCUGAACUCCUUUCCUUUACUACAGUGAGAAGUUCAUGUUUUAGUUUUAGUAAUGCAUUUGAAAAUAUAGUUAACCAGCCUCGGGAUGAGAAUCGUUCUGUAUUUGUCAUUAUAAUUGAUGUUUCUUUUGGUUGUGGUUUUUAACUGCAAUUUGUUUUAAUUCAUAUUCAGGACAAGUUGCUGAGUUUUUAAUAGUGUCUGUCUAGGGUUUUGUAUUCUUCAGCCUUUCAUGUUCAUGUGGAGCAAUAAAAUGAAAAAAUAAAUAGUGUUGGAUGUC
Messenger RNA from Syngnathus typhle (broad-nosed pipefish), 2907 nucleotides. RefSeq names its product oocyte zinc finger protein XlCOF6-like. Bases 262 to 2466 code for a protein of 734 amino acids. The record is from RefSeq and is a predicted model, not a curated record. The transcript is spliced from 4 exons. Gene Ontology annotation, biological process: regulation of transcription by RNA polymerase II. NCBI's taxonomy places the organism in Eukaryota, Metazoa, Chordata, Actinopteri, Syngnathiformes, Syngnathidae. Gene Ontology annotation, molecular function: RNA polymerase II cis-regulatory region sequence-specific DNA binding; DNA-binding transcription factor activity, RNA polymerase II-specific. Gene Ontology annotation, cellular component: nucleus.